Molecule: messenger RNA, 3059 nt
Organism: Syngnathoides biaculeatus (alligator pipefish)
Lineage: Eukaryota; Metazoa; Chordata; Actinopteri; Syngnathiformes; Syngnathidae
Gene: sf3a3
Product: splicing factor 3a, subunit 3
Exons: 17
Coding region: 215-1720 (501 amino acids)
Biological process (GO): mRNA splicing, via spliceosome
Cellular component (GO): spliceosomal complex; nucleus
Molecular function (GO): zinc ion binding; RNA binding
Source: RefSeq, a predicted model, not a curated record
UCGAGAUCAACACCCCAGUCCGCGAGAUGGCGGUAAUGCUCCUGAACGCUAGUUGUAUUUCAACUCAAACAAGAACAAGAAGGCGAGUGUACCGACGUUGUGUGGCUAAUUACCGCUUUGUUGUAAAAACGUAUUUAGUUUUGUGUGCUCCCAUAUUUGACGCCUUAAUAUAUAUAUAUAUCUCUCGAGUGCUUUUGACGCUACUGUAUGAAAUAUGGAGACAAUUUUAGAGCAGCAACGUCGCUAUCAUGAAGAGAAGGAGAGAUUAAUGGAUGCUAAAACUAAAGAAGUACUACACAAGAAAUCGACGUUGCGGGAACAGAUCAAUUCUGAUCAUCGGACAAGAUCUAUGUUGGAUAGGUAUAUGGAAGUGAGUGCUAAUCUCAGAGACUCGUAUGAAGACAAAGAUGGAAUGAGGAGGGAUGAGCUUGCUGCAAUCUCGGGUCCCAAUGAAUUUACAGAGUUCUACAACAGAUUGAAACAGAUAAAAGAGUUUCAUAGAAAACACCCAAAUGAAAUUUCCAUUCCGAUGGCUUCAGAGUUUGAAGAACUGAUGAAAGCCAGAGACAACCCUAGUGACGAAGCUCAGAAUAUAGUGGAAUUUACGGAUGAGGAGGGAUAUGGCCGCUACCUCGACCUCCAUGACUGCUACCUGAAGUACAUAAACUUGAAGGCAGCCGAGAAAACUGAGUAUAUCACUUACCUGUCAUCAUUCGACCAGCUAUUUGACAUUCCCAAAGACAGAAAAAAUGCCGAAUAUAAAAAGUAUUUGGAGAUGCUACUAGAGUAUCUGCAAAACUACACAGACCGAGUGAAACCUCUACUUGACCAGAAUGACCUCUAUGAUAAAGUGCUGUCAGACUUUGAGAAAAAGUGGGAGAGUGGUGCAUUUCCAGGGUGGCCUAAAGAGACAAGUAGUGCUUUAACACACGCUGGAGCUCACCUGGACCUUUCAGCUUUUUCAUCUUGGGAGGAGUUGGCUUCCUUAGGUCUGGACAGGUUAAAGUCUGCUCUUCUGGCAUUGGGUCUUAAAUGUGGAGGGACUCUUGAAGAGAGAGCUCAGCGACUCUUCAGCACCAAAGGCAAAUCUUUGGAAUUGCUGGAUCCUUCACUGUUUGCCAAAAAUCCCAAAGCUAAAGGUCCCAAGAAAGACAUAGAGCGAAACAAGGAAAUUGGGUUUCUGGAGGCUCAGCUCUAUGAGUAUGUUGAAAUCCUUGGUGAUCAGAGACAGCUUACGCAUGAAAAUGUGCAGAGAAAGCAAGCCAGAACUGGGGAGGAACGUGAAGAAGAGGAGGAGGAGCAGUUGAGUGAGAGUGAAAGCGAAGAUGAAGACAAUGAGAUAAUCUACAACCCUAAGAAUUUGCCGCUGGGCUGGGAUGGCAAGCCAAUUCCAUACUGGCUCUAUAAACUCCAUGGCCUGAAUAUCAACUACAACUGUGAAAUCUGUGGAAACUACACUUACCGAGGACCCAAAGCUUUUCAGCGACACUUUGCGGAAUGGAGGCAUGCCCAUGGUAUGCGCUGUCUUGGAAUCCCCAACACUGCCCACUUUGCCAAUGUCACACAGAUUGAGGAUGCCGUCUCUUUGUGGGCAAAACUGAAGUCCCAAAAGGCCUUAGAGCGUUGGCAACCUGACACAGAGGAAGAGUAUGAGGACUCUAGUGGAAAUGUAGUCAAUAAAAAAACAUAUGAGGAUCUCAAGAGACAAGGAUUACUGUAGUUAUCAAUGCUAUUUUACCAAGGUAUUAGUCCAUUUUUUGGUAUCCUUUUGGAUUUGGACCCACUCUCUAUUCCCCAUCUUUUUGUAAUUCAGAAAUUUUUGUUCAUCAAAAUAAAGAUAUUUUCGCCCCUCUAACAAUUUUUUUCUCCAGUGUUUUGAGGUGAUGUAUUUCAAUAGAUGAAUUGGCAUGUUCUAAAAUAUUACUUUUGUCAGACCUCUCUUGUAAAUUACAAGAACAAUUUUACUAACUAUAAUGGCAAACUUUUUUUACUCACUACCAUGCAUUUCAUUUCAAAUGUGCAUGUGCAGCAAUGCGAGGCUGUGUAGCAGUAAUUAACACAUUGCUGUUCAAAUCUCAGGUUUGUGAUGUAAAAGAAUCAGACCAAAAUAAAUUAAACUUUUUCUACCUCAGUGUUACCCAUGAGCGAUUGUAGGAUACACUCUAUACAGCAGAGCUCAUCCAACACAAUACAGUAAUCCCUCGUUUUUCACGGUUAAUGGGAACCAGACACCCCCCCGCAAAAUGUGAAAAACCGCAAAGUAGGACCACCCAUCGCCCCCCACCGACACACAGAACCCAGGAAUUCUCAUGUACAUGUAUCUGGGUACCAGAAUGAUUAAAUAUAUAUACAACAGUAUUUAUAGUUUACAUAGUUGAUACUAAGAUUACAACAGUAUACAUAUUUACUUAAAUCUUUACUUAUAAAACCUUUGUUAAUAUUUCCUACAACAGUUGCCUGACUGGUCGGAAACACAGGGGAGACAUAUGCACGCACACACAGCAAAGGAGAGGCUCGUUAGAGGCUUUAAGUUCACUCACCUGCAGCAUUACGACAUGAUCGUAAACUGGUCCUUGAAGAAGUAUGCAUAGCUGUCUUCUUCCAAAAAAGGGCAUUUUCAUCCAAGUUAAAAACGUGCGCCCGCCAUCUAGGAAACUCUUUUUCCACUACUGACGAGCAGCACCAUGCAGAUGCACGUUUCUGAUGCUGCAUAUAUUUUUUUAAUUAUUUGAACCAGCCUUUUCUGGUCAAAAAGCCUCUUCCUCGAGUGUGAGAAAGACAAUACAGGGUCCAAUAAAGUGAAAAGUCCCCUGUCCAGAGCCCUGGAGGACAUCCCAGUAGGUCCCGCGGUGCCCGCGCCAUUUUCUGCACAAAGUGGUUGAUUCCUCCUUAUGUGUCCCUAAAAGGGGUGCCCGUGGCGUGACCACCUCUUGGGAGCCGCAAAGGAAGCUUUCGCUUGGCUACAACACUGAGGUGGUACAGUAUUGCAACUACAUAAUCAAAAAAUGUGAUCGCUUAAAAAAAAAAAAAAAAAAAAAUUAUCACAAACAUAAGACUAA